Messenger RNA from Anthonomus grandis grandis, 1869 nucleotides. Its product is annotated as equilibrative nucleoside transporter 3-like. The transcript has 10 exons. Gene Ontology annotation, cellular component: plasma membrane. NCBI's taxonomy places the organism in Eukaryota, Metazoa, Arthropoda, Insecta, Coleoptera, Curculionidae. Bases 110 to 1582 code for a protein of 490 amino acids. The record is from RefSeq and is a predicted model, not a curated record. Gene Ontology annotation, molecular function: nucleoside transmembrane transporter activity. Gene Ontology annotation, biological process: nucleoside transmembrane transport.
UUUAAAUAUUAACACCAUCAAUUAUUGCGAACCUUCAGUUUACUGUAAGAAUAGUGAGUGUUCGUGAAAAUUUUUCUUUAAAGUUAGCUUGUUUAGUGCGUUUUUUAAAAUGGAUUUGGAUGUAGAACAUACUUUUCCUCUGCCAAUGCCUUCUAAGGAAUACUUAGUUGCAGCUCGACGCUCACUUCAGCACGAUUUUCUUCCAUAUCCUAGACUUAGCAAACAACGAAAAGGAAGUCUACACAUUAAUCUUGAUUAUUACUGUGAAAAGAAACCGACAGAAGAUUUCCAACCCUGUAAAGAACCACCAUCAUCACCAGUAGGAGUGUUCCAAAAUGGAAAAUAUAUAAAAGACCCCAAUGCACCUAAGGAUAAGAACCAUUUUGUUCUAAUCACAAUUGCUCUUUUUGGAUUGGUACAUAUGCUGCCUUUCCUGUUUUUUAUGACAGCCAACGAGUACUGGAUGUACAAGUUCCGAAAUGUGACACACGAAAGUUCCGAUGCAAACGAUCGAACAUAUCUUCAAAGAUAUUUUUCCUCGUUGAACUCUGUGACAAUUACCACUCCUGGAGUAAUUUGCAAUUUUAUAGCAGGAAUUGCUGGACAUAAAAUUUUGGCUACGACACGGAUUUUUUGUGUCCUAGCGGUCCAUUCUACUGUGUUAACACUACAAGCCGUUUUUGUUAUGGUAAAUACUGAUACAUGGCAAGUGGGAUUUUUCGUGUUUGUGCUAUUAUGUCAGCUAAUGAUGUCAUGUGCAAUGUCGCUGGGCGGUUCGGGCUCUAUGGGUCUUGUAGCCAAACUGCCGCCUUUAUAUUUAAAAGCAAAACUACUCGGAGAAGGUGGAGCAGGUGUAUUCUCAGCAGUAUUAAGAUUAGCUUCCAUUAUGGUCACUCCUUCGACCGAAGGGGCGGCUUUAAUGUAUUUUGGAAUCGGAAGUGUCCUUAUGAUAAUCAACAUGAUCGUCUUUUAUUUUGCUACUAAAACUAAAUUUUUUAGAUAUUACACACAAAGCGCGGAAGAGGACGUCAAGGAGAACUUAAGAAAUUUUUCUGACUUUUUAGAAGUGUUUAAAAUCAUAUGGCCGCUAAUCCUGCUAAAUCUAUUUGGAAUGCUUGUACCUAUUUCUUCUCUUACAAAUUUAGUGGUUUCCGAAUAUUACGGCACUUCAAGCAUUUGGGGAACCAAAUAUUUUGUUACUAUUUGUACGUAUCUCAUUCCCGCUAUUACUGGAUUAUGCGGUAGAGCCCUAUUUAAUGGAAUGGAUUAUGAUAUGUCUCUACCAGUCCUGUACCUCUUAUCUUUAUCAAAGGAAAUUAUAUUUGGAGUGUUAUUUUUUCUAACAAACGCUAAACCAAGGUAUCACCUUCCAGUUAUCAUAAAUCGCGAUUGGGAAUAUGGGAUACUGACCGGUGCACAAUCCUUUUUAAGCGGUUUUUUCAUGAAUCUUAAUAUGGUCAAAUCGAUGAGGAUGGUCCCACCAAACCGUAUAGAACUAGGCAUGAUGGUCACUAUGUUCUUCAUGAGCGUUUUUGCAGCUGCAACCUCACCAUUAGGUGUCCUGGCGGUCAGUUUGCUCUAAGAAUUCUCCAAAUUUUUUCAGUUUUAUGAGAAAAUAAGAAAAAUUAAUUUAUUGUUAAUGCAUAUAGUUAAAUCUCAAAUUUAUGUUUAUUUGUAGUUUUUAUUGAUAUUCGUUUAGUCAUUAGCAAUGACAAAUUGGAAUUUGUACAAGGGUAGGUUAAUUAAGCAUUAUUUAUUUAUAAUUAUCUAUAUAAAUUUGUAGUGUUCCUAUAAACAUAUUAACUUUUCAUUACAGGUAUAAAACUGUAUUUUUAAGAUCUAUGUCAAUAAAUCUUUGAAAAAAAUAUA